Molecule: messenger RNA, 1564 nt
Organism: Moneuplotes crassus
Lineage: Eukaryota; Ciliophora; Spirotrichea; Euplotida; Euplotidae
Source: the annotation of a GenBank genome assembly
AUGGAAAAGUUUUCAUACGUUCUUAAGCCUAUUCCUCGUGAGAAAUCUCAAAAAGCUAGCAGAAGGAAGACCAGAAUUCUUUUUAAAGAGACAGGAGUAAAGCAAUCUUCAAAGAAUAUCCCUGAGGAGAGCCCAUUGUUCUCAUUAGGUUCAAAAAUUUCUUCUGUCAAGAUUGAUAAGAUCGACCUCUUAGUGCUCCUGAAGGAUAAUAUAUCUACUCUGAAAGAGCAGAUACUGGAGCAAGAGGAUUAUAAAGAGAUGGAGGUAAACCUGAAAUUUCCCAAGCUUACUAAUAAUUUCAUUAAUAAAUAUCUCAAAGAUGAGGUUUCAAAAAUGGACCUGACCCAGUUCUCCAGUGCUAAAGAAAUCCAGAUUUUGGAUGAAAGCUUGACAAAAGGUUUCUUCUGGGAGCUCAAAGGCAUCAAUCAUAAUGAAGCAGUCCCUGCCAGAAAACCUUUGGUUCCUACUGAGGAUAUGGAAACACAGACUUUAAAUGAAAACAAACAAGAACUUGAGAUGCUCAGGAAGGAGCUCAUCUCAAAAGAGUCUGAAAUUGUAACCCUCAGCACUAAAAAUGAUCUCUAUCAGUCACAAAUUUUAGACCUGAACAAGGAAAUUGAAGGUCUGAAGUCAGAACUCGCUGACUCUUUGUCAGCAAUGAAGGUACAUGAAUCUGAAAUUGCUGAUCUUAGUCGUCAGAUCUCCUCCUUCAAUAGUCAUAAGGAGUCAACUCUUUCCAAAGAACGUGACCAGAACAAAGAGAUAGGCUUGCUGAAGGCUAAGAUUACCAACCUAGAUGGAGAAAUUGCUUGUAAAAAGAAGAUCAUUGACCAAAAGGAUGAGAAAAUCAGCUCCCUAAGCAGUAACUAUAAGAAGUUAGAGGGCUUCAUAGAUACUGUUGAGAAGGAAAAUGAACAAAACCACCAACAAAUGGAAGAGCUUAUGGCAGAAGUUGAAAAACUUAGAGAGAAAGAAAGAAGCUUCGAAAAGCCUAAAUUCACCCUUCAAAUUGAGAAACUUACUCAAGAAAUCAAUAACUUAAAGAUAGAGCAGAAGGAGUACCAGGCCAAAGUGAGGGAGCUUGAACAAGAAAAAGAGGAGACUCUGAGUCAGAUUCAUCAAGAUGAAUUUGAAGAUAACCUUGCUGAUGAACAAUUUGAAGGCAUAAAUAAACAUCUCAAAGAUACUGAUCCAGAGACUACAAUGAACUUGAAACUUGAGCUUAAGGCCUUGCAGGAUGAGAACCAGAUUUUAAAAGAUGAUUGCCAAGCAUAUUCUAAUGAAAUAGAUAAUCUUAAGAAGGCACUACAUGAACUAAAGUCAGAAGGCGACCAGAUCUCAGGUGAAGAAUAUGAAUCUUUUAUGAAAAGAACUAAUGAAAAUUAAUGAGCAAAUGCUACUAAGCAAGGUCUCAAUGCUCACUAGCCAACUUCAAUCUCAGAAAGGAAAAUUCCAAAAAGAACUCUGAGAGAAAGCUAAGACUAUCAAGGAGCUGAGCAGUAUCAUUGAUGCCUUAUCUAAGAGAUGCAAGAGGCUAAGGAGACAAGUCCAUGGAGCCGGCUAA